GAAAUGUUGGACCGGAUUUAAAUUUUACCGUCUUUUUAAAUAAUGUAUAAUAUUGUAAAGCCAUAUUCAUGUGAAUAAUAACGGAAUAGAACUAAAUUUCGAUUUUGUUCACGCCCCUGUCAGUACGUAAACAAAAAUUUGCCGCCAUUUUUUUCUGAAGUUGGACCUUACCAGUUUUGCUCUUUUACGUUCAACAGUUCAUGCUACUGCUACUGCUUGAUAACUUAACACCUUUAACACAGUUGUUGAAAUGAGUACUAAAAAGAAACGCUCUGCUCACACUAACAGCGACAGCUGGGUUGUCAUUGCGCCAGAUUCAAUGCUGCACACAGGCAGUUCUGAAGACAGUGAUCCAGCCUUCACUAAACUAAAAAAUCCGGCUACAGAAGGUUCAUCUCUGUACCUGUUUGGUCGUGUUGAUGACAGUGUUUAUGAAGUUAAGGCAUUUACGGAGGAGUUUCGGUCUUGGUUUAUUGGACAGACUGUGCAAAGGGAUGGUAAACUGCUUAUUGUGACUCCCAUUGAUCCUUUAUUUCUGCUGUUGCCAUACAUUAAGAGCGCUGCCACCGAGGGAAAGUUCCAGCCAGUGAAGCAGAUGGUGAUGGAUGAAGAUUACCCUGGAUGUACACAGCUUCUGCAAUGCGAACAGGGAUUGGACUCCAUUCAUCAUGUGGCAGACGAGAAAGAGGUUGGCAGUCUGAAGUUUCACAGUUAUAACCAGGAGAAGACCAUGGCUUGGCUUAAGAAAAAGGUUCAGAGGACAGUAACCACACUCAAAAAGAGCAAUAUAUCUGUAGGUGGAGGAGUGAAGUCCAGCACAUUUGUGAGAGUUAAACAGGAAGCAGAUGCUAGAGAAGAAGACUAUUUGCGUUACGCACAUGGUCUCAUAUCAGAGUACAUCAGUGAAGACCUGAGCAAAGAUCUCCUUAAGCAUCUACAGUUGCCAGAGAUAUCCAGCCCCAAAGAAACAGAGCCUCCCUCUAAGAAACGAAAAUUGUCAGAUAAACCAGUAGAGGCUGGAGAAGACUACACCAAGUUCAACAGUUCGGACUUUGCACGAAAACCUCCAAAGAAGAUGACUGCAGCUCAGAAGACUCUAGCCAAAGUAGACAAAACUGGCAUGAAGAGCAUGGCAUCGUUCUUCAAAGUCAAGCAAGAGAAGAAUUGAAUGAGUGCAUGUGCUUGUUUUUGCUAAUAAAGUUAUUAAAAAAGA
Triplophysa rosa is the source of this 1213-nucleotide messenger RNA. RefSeq names its product ribonuclease H2, subunit B (gene rnaseh2b). Bases 251 to 1168 code for a protein of 305 amino acids. The record is from RefSeq and is a predicted model, not a curated record. Gene Ontology annotation, cellular component: ribonuclease H2 complex; nucleoplasm. The transcript has 11 exons. Gene Ontology annotation, biological process: RNA catabolic process; ribonucleotide metabolic process. NCBI's taxonomy places the organism in Eukaryota, Metazoa, Chordata, Actinopteri, Cypriniformes, Nemacheilidae.